Messenger RNA from Pistacia vera, 1080 nucleotides. RefSeq lists its product as uncharacterized. NCBI's taxonomy places the organism in Eukaryota, Viridiplantae, Streptophyta, Magnoliopsida, Sapindales, Anacardiaceae. The transcript has 3 exons. The record is from RefSeq and is a predicted model, not a curated record. The coding region runs from base 337 to 1008 and encodes 223 amino acids.
AAACAAGAGAAUUAAUUAUGCAAUACCCAUGAACAUGUCUGUUGAUGGUCAUCUAACCAUAUAAUAUUCUUCACCAUCUUCACAAAAAAACACUGUGAAAAACAAUAAAAUUGAGUAGAUGACUAUCAACAAACACAUCCAAAGCUGCAAAAUUUGAUCAUUGAGAAAUUGCAAAUUAAAAGAAGAAGAGUUUUAAGCCUAUGAAUAUGUAUAUAAGUCCUGAUAUAACGAGAAUAUGCCUUGGAAUUAUUCCUUUGAAGAAGCAUAUGCUUUGAGAAUAAACCUUUCUUUGUCUCUCUGACUGGCUGGUAGGAAUGAGAGUUGGAAUUGACAAGCAUGGAUUUUCAACAUUUGAGAGAGAAGAAGAAAGGGACUAUUGGGAUACUGUUUCUCGUGUUUAGACUUUUUCAAUUUUGUAGAGGAUUGAAGAGUGACAAGCUCUGCAGCCAGUGCUCCAAAUGUGAUUCAAGUAAAUGUCCUGCAAGUGAAGCUUAUCCCCACAUGACAGGAUUUGAUAAAAGUCUCAUCGCCGGCGCGUUGCAGUCGGAUUAUGUGGAAGUAGAUGACAGGGGAGUUUACUCAGUUCCGGAUGUCAAAGGUGGUGAGUCUGAAGAAUAUAAUUCUUAUUUUGGAUGGAAAUCUACUUCUGGUUCUGCUUCUGGCUACCACAGGUUUAGCAACUACAUGGACAAGUGCUCUGGUGGGCAAAGCUACCUCACUGUGGACAAUAAUGGAAAGGUGAGUCUUAGAUCAUUGACCUCCCUGGAAAGCCUAGCCCAGGCCGACUGGAAAUCCAUUAACCCACCGAAGAAGCUGAACCACCGCGAGUUCCGAUUCUGGGUUUCUAGUAGUACAGGAAAAUGCUUGACAGUUUUUCCAGGGAAGAAAAAUAAACGAAGUGUCGGUGUGGCUGAGUGCAAGUUUGAUGGGUCAAAUGUUAACCAGCUUUUCGCCUUUCGGUUCCAUUACCACAAAGCCUUUUGUUGCUGUGGUGUUUAUAACGAAUAAUUCUUGGAUUGUCCAAAGCCAAAAAUACGAAUAAUAUUGUAUACUUGUAAUACACUUAAAGAUUCAUGGUUU